This is a messenger RNA of Silurus meridionalis, 2609 nucleotides long. RefSeq names its product mucin-17. Bases 186 to 2159 code for a protein of 657 amino acids. Lineage: Eukaryota; Metazoa; Chordata; Actinopteri; Siluriformes; Siluridae. The record is from RefSeq and is a predicted model, not a curated record. The transcript is spliced from 2 exons.
UCAAAACACCACAUCCUCUGGGCGUCACCACGGCAACCAAACAGUCAUUUCCGCCUACAGUGCGCCGGAGGGGGCGUGAAGUAUCCCAGAAAGCAUCUGAAUCGCAAAAGAGGAAACCAUGGAGAAAGGGGAAGAGACGAGGAGGUGACGAGCACACAGAUGAAAAACAAGAACACUUCAUCACCAUGAAGACAAGCGUUACAUCCCUCAGCAUCUGGUUUGCUCAGGUUCUAACGCUCUGCGCUCUCCAUGAAGAUCUCCCAGCCACACAGGAGCUGCAGGUUUCCACAACAAUUUCACAAGAUCUCGCAACAAGCCAAACAGCGACGGGUUCGUUGAGCACAGCACCGUUCUCAGACCCGACUCCACAUCUAUCCAUGCAGGAGCUGGGCGGCUUCACAGGCAUGGUGGAGGACGUGAGGAGAAACAGAAUGAUCAUCACCCCACACCACAACAUCACGAGGCUUAUCAAUGAGACGGAAGCUUCUAAAAACACCACGAGUGUCGAGGUGGAAUUCCAAGAAACAGGAACAGUUACUGAAAGUAUAAACAUUCAGGAGAGGACUCAGAUCUUAACACCAGUAACAUACAUCCAGCUGGACCAUGAGCUCCAGACAACAGCAUAUACUAGUCAGCAAAUUUCCACACCAGGAACUUCCAUCCAGUUGGACCAUGAGCUCCAAACAACAACUAUGAGUCAGGAGAUCGCCACACCAGUUAUAUAUAAUCAGCUGGACCAUGAGCUCCAUACAAAAUCAUCUUCUAGUCAAGAGAUUUCCACACAAGGAACUUCCAUCCCGCUGGACCAUGAGCUCCAAACAACAACUAUGAGUCAGGAGAUCGCCACACCAGUUAUAUAUAAUCAGCUGGACCAUGAGCUCCAUACAAAAUCAUCUACUAGUCAAGAGAUUUCCACACCAGGAACUUCCAUCCUGCUGGACUAUGGUCUCCAAAUAACUUCUGUGGGUCAGGAGAUCUCCACACCGGGUACUUCAACCAAGUUGGACCAUGAUCUCCAAAAAGAAACAUCUACUAGUGAGGAGAUCUCUACACAAGGAACUUCUAUCCAGCUUGACCAUGAUCUCCAUACAGAAACAUCCACUAGUCCGGAGAUUUCCACACCAGGAACAUAUGUCCAACUGGACCAUGAAACAAAAAUUUUUCCGAAUCAGACAGAGGAUAGAACUUUUGAUGUUGAUGAUGCAAACAUCACCACAGAUGUGCCUCUGUUUAAUUCCACACACCAGACUGAUGUAAAAAUAACUAGCAGACGUUCUGGCACAACAUUCCACCAAAGUCCAUCUCCAACUACAACAGCAGGAACCCACCUGGAGAUACAUUCUACAAACCAAACACCUCCAGAGGACACCACGAACACUGUCACACCUACAGGACAUACAUCAAGACCCUCCACUAUAACAUCAGCUUCAGUCCCUCCUACUCUGCUUACAAGCAAUUCCACAGAGAAAACAGAGGAACCUCUGGCAUCUAGUUCCAAGAUGAUGGAGAACACUAAAGCUCUUGGAACAACACAGGAACACAUAAAAGGUACAACAAAUACAACAUGGAGAGUUGGAACAUGGUUUAAUGAAACUGAAGGCAUAAACACCACCAAGCUUGAGAAUAUCUCCACAUCAGAGACAGUGACACCACACUGGACCACCUGCUUUACCCGAGAUUUUCCUCAACAUCCUCAUCCUCAGCGUUUCUCAAAGCGGGUCUGUUUCAUCACCAUGUGGGCUCUCGGGAUGGUCACCUCCCUGUUCCUGGGGCUCAGUGUGUUCCUGUGGGUUCAUCUUUCUGUCAAGAAGAAGAGAGCAAGACUUGGAGGAGGAUGGAGGGAAAGACAUGGACAAGGAGUAGCAGUGAAGGAGAAAAAGAGCCUGUGGGCAGAACCAGACUCAUCCACAGAGGACAGGGUGGAGUUCUGGUACUCCAACAAGACCACGACGGAUGGGGACAGGAGAAGAUAUGGAGUGGGUCACGCGAGGACGAGGAAGAACGGAGAAAGAGAGGCGGCGACGGAGGAGGAGAUGUGGAUCCAGCCGAAGGUGACACUGAAGGACAUUACAGACUUCUGGCAUGGAAACGGGAGAGUGAGACGGGACGAGGAGACACGAUCUAAACUCGAUGAGACUGAGAGAGAGACAGAAGGAUGAAUCUGUCCACACACACACACACUUGCGUAAGGAGAAUAUUUGUAUUUGCUUUAAUAAACUGAAUGUAAAAAAACGUUUUGUAAAUUCUCUGUUUUCGAACAAAUUCAAACCUGCACCAUGUGACCAAAGGGGGCGUGUCCUUCUACACUGAAGGGGGCUUGGAGUAACCUGUCAAUCACCAGAUCGUGGCUUCCAACUUUAAUUAAGAUAUUUGCUUUUGUAACUAAGGGUCUGAAACAUGGUGGAGGUCCUACUUCAUGUCUUUCAAAAGUUUUCUGACCUGAUUCAUCUCUAAGUUCCUCUCCUCUGACGUCUGAGAUCUGAGGAGGCCUGGUAGAACAGGGAGGUGUUUCCCCUCAACACUGAGAAUUUUUUCCCCACAUCAUUCUGUGUAAACUCCAGAAAUGUGUGUGUGUGUGUGUGUGUGAAAAUCCCAAACGCACCUCGGAC